This is a messenger RNA of Eimeria maxima, 415 nucleotides long. Its product is annotated as ribosomal protein L15, putative. The record is from RefSeq and is a predicted model, not a curated record. The transcript has 4 exons. The annotation marks the transcript as partial. NCBI's taxonomy places the organism in Eukaryota, Apicomplexa, Conoidasida, Eucoccidiorida, Eimeriidae.
ACGAAGGAAACGAUGGGAGCCUCUAAACUUGGCGAAGGUGCGGCGAUUUUUAGAGCAAGGAAGACUUGAUCAUCGGUACCCAAUUACACAGAGACAUCUUCAUGACUCGGGUUGUGUUCGUGUACGCAAUGGUGUCCAUCUAUUCAAUGUUGCUCGUCCUGGUUUAGAGGCGAUACAUUAUUUAGAGAAGAUGAGGGCUCGUGGUUGUUUAGUGUUUUAUCCUAAACCCCAAUGGUUAGAGAGGGAGGAGAAAACCCUAAAAAGAGAAUUAGAGGAAUUAUGGGCAGAAAGAGAUGCUGCUGAAGGCAAUAUUAGUGUUUCUCCUCCUCGUGCUGCGGACUUACAAGCCCUUGGGGUUUACCGAGCAAAAGGGUUUAAGGAUACAACUAGCCAAGACAAAGUCUCUAAGGAAUAA